UUGGCUUGCCAUUCAAAGUUGCAAUUUGGUCGGUGGAAGGUGUGUAGGCCUAUGUCUUUGGAAGUAAAAAAUAACAACCCGAGUUGACGUUAUGGUUUAGGCCCACACAGUCAUUUGUACAACUAGUUCGUGCUAUCAUAGCCUACAGCUCAUCCGUCUGGCUAAGGUUUCGCAGUGAAGAUAAUAAAUAGCAAGAUGAAGUUAACAAAUCGGCAGAGAAUGCAAAGAUAUAAAAAAAAGCUGAAGAGGAAUCCUGAGGCCCGUGCCAAGUACCUCGCGAAUGACCGUAACCGGCAAAAGACAAAGAAGGACAAAUUUACUUCCAAGCAGAGUGAAAAUCAUAGGAAAGCGAAUGACUCCUCUGUAAAACUUUACAGAAAAAAUCAGAAGAAACGCAAAGAACUGCUAAAAUACUGGCAAGAAAAAUCGUUAGGAAAAUCAAGACAAUAUAAACUUCUUCUCAAAUUGCAUGCUCGCAAGUGCAAAGUGCAGCGGUGCUAUUUUCCACAGUGUAAGGAGAUCAGAAGAGUUUAUAGCCACAUAGCACACUGUCAGGUUGCCAGAAAUUGUACAAAACCCGACUGUAACUCAACUCAAAAUGUAUUGUCACAUUGGAAGCAUUGCGAUAUUACAAACUGUCUCUUGUGUUUGCCAUUAAAAAUGUCAUCGGACAAAAUACAAAUGCAGGAUGUACAGACAGUCUCAGAUCUUGCAUCUGCACUAAAAAGGCAGUCGUCGCUUUUGAACAAUAACAAGUUUUUUCAAGAAAUUUUUCCCUCUGCCGGCCUUGCAACUGAUACGCUUAUGGAAAGUCAUGAAAAAUAUGCAAGGGAAGUUGAGAAAGAUUUUGAGAUGGGUAGCAAGGAAGACUAUUUUAAUCUUUGGGCUGAAGACAUUUACAGCAAAGUUCAAAAUGAACCGCCUACACCAUCUCAGAUGCCUAAUUCCAAUCUAGAUGUGUUGAAGAAGCUUUCUUCACUUACAGUUUCUUCAAAAACCGUUCCUGGAGAAAUGUGCAGGCAAGUUGUGAUGCCGGCCAAUCAUGUGAACUCACCAGAAUCUUUUCAAGCAGACCCAAAUCAACCCGAAUCAGUGACCAUGCCUCAAACUCAACCAGCUGGAAUGGGCCAGAAUGCAACUCAGACACCAACGGCUGAUCCUGAAACGCGUAAGCUAAUUCAGCAGCAACUGGUUCUCCUACUGCACGCACACAAGUGCCAACGGCGGGAAAGCCAGGCCAAGGGAAACAUCAAGCAAUGUUCGCUUCCACACUGUAGGACAAUGAAAAAUGUCCUCAACCACAUGACGCACUGUAAGGCUGGCAAAAAUUGCACAGCUGCCCAGUUGUUAAAGCAAGCUGCCGGAAAUCCAGCUAUGGGACCGAAUCCACCACCAAGCUCACAUAUGAACCAGACGUUGAUGUUACAGCAGGAAUCUAUUGCACGGACGUUGGAUCGGCUAGGAUUGAGAAAUACAGGCAUGACGCCAAAUGAUGUCCUGAGUGCGACUGGAAACCUUGCAUCUAUGACUGCAGCGAAGUCGCAGCCAUGGCAUAGCCAUGUCACUCAGGAUCUUCGUAAUCAUUUGGUCCAUAAAUUAGUUCAAGCAAUAUUCCCCUCCCCUGACCCUGCUGCUGUUAAAGAUAGACGUAUGGGGAAUCUAGUAGCAUAUGCAUGCAAAGUUGAGAAAGAUAUGUAUGAAACAGCUAGCAACAGGGAAGAGUAUUAUUAUCUUCUGGCUGAGAAAAUUUAUAAAAUUCAAAAAGAACUGGAAGAAAAGCGGAUGAAACGGAUACAGGACCAGACCCAGACUGGUUCCCCUCAGCCUCCAACACCAUCUCAGGUGCCUUCCCGUCAAGCUACACAAAAGAUGCUGUCCUCGCAUACUGUUCCUUCUGGAAUUGGCAUGAUGAAUGGUCCAACAGCAGUUCCUGGACAAACUGGUGGGCCAGUUGUGGUGCCGGCCGGUGUGAACUCGCCAGCAUCUUCUCAAGCAAAACAGAUACAGGACCAGACCCAGACUGGUUCCCCUCAGUGUCCUACACCAUAUCAGGUGCCUCAACAAGAGAUGCUGUCCUCGCAUACUGUUCCUUCUAGAACUGUCAUGAUGAAAUUUAAACCUGAGGACCUAAGACAAGCAUUGAUGCCAACUCUAGAGAAGCUAAGACAGGUUCCAGAAUCGCAACCCUUCCGCCAGCCAGUUGAUCCAAAGUCCCUCCAGAUUCCAGACUAUUUUGAUACUGUAAAACGUCCGAUGGAUCUGUCCACGAUCAAGAAGAAAUUUGAUACUGAACAGUAUACAGACCCGUGGCAGUACGUAAAUGAUGUCUGGCUGAUGUUUGAGAAUGCCUGGCUGUACAACCGUAAAAACACCAGAGUUUAUAAAUACUGCACCAAAUUACAGGAGUUGUUUGAAAUGGUGAUUACUCCUGUUAUGAAGAAGCUGGGGUUCUGCUGUGGUACUAAGCAUGUUUUCCAUCCUCAAGUUCUUGAUUGUCAGGGAAAGCAACUUUGCACAAUUCCAAAAGAUGCAACAUAUUUUAUGUAUCAAAAUAGGUAUUGCAUCUGUAAGAAGUGCUUUGAGGCCGUCAAUGCAGAUCAUGUGUCAUUAGAAGAUAGUUCAAGUUCUAUGCAACAAAAAAGGAUCAAGAAGGACCAAUUUACCGAGAUGAAAAAUACUGCCCUUCCAGAACUAUUCAUUGAGUGCAUGCAGUGUGGGAGAAAGUUGCAUCAGAUCUGUGUGUUGUAUGAUGACACAAUUUGGCCAGAAGGGUUCAAAUGUGGUAAUUGUAAGAAAUCAAAUGGAAUGACAGAGGAAAUACACAAUUUUAAUGCCAAAAAGCUGCCAAUAAGAAAAUUAGGUACACAUCUUGAGAAUAGAGUCAAUGAAUAUCUUCAGAAACAUUGUUCAGGGGCAGGGGAAAUCACCAUCAGAGUGUUGUCAAGUAAUAACAAAGUAGUUGAAAUUAAACCCAGAAUGAAAUCUAGAUUUUGUGAUACAGAAGAAUUUCCUUACAGUACCAAAGCCAUAUUUGCAUUUGAAGAGAUUGAAGGUGUUGAUGUGUGUUUGUUUGGUAUGCAUGUUCAAGAAUAUGAUGCAAAUUGCCCACAACCGAAUAGUCGGAGAGUCUAUAUAUCCUACUUAGAUAGUGUACACUUCUUCCAACCAAGUGCUCACAGAACGGCAAUGUACUAUGAGAUUCUUAUAGGCUACCUGGAAUAUGUCAAGGGUAUAGGGUAUGAAUGGGCUCACAUUUGGGCUUGUCCACCCAAUAAAGGGGAUGAUUUCAUCUUUCAUUGCCACCCCACGGAACAGAAGAUCCCAGACCUCAAGAGGCUCCAAGAUUGGUACAAGAUGAUGCUAAACAAAGCUAUUGAAUAUGGAGUAGUCAUUAAAUACAAGGAUAUCCAUCAAUCUGCAUCAGAUGAUAAUCUAACCAGUGCCAAUGAGUUGCCAUACUUUGAAGGGGAUUUUUGGCCAGACAACCUUGAGAAAAUCAUCGAAAAACUUGAUCAAGUGGAGAAGAAACGGCAGAGGGCUGCAGAGGCGGCAGCAUCUACAAGUGCUCAGAAACUCAAAAACAGAGGGGAACCGAGUAAGAAGAGGAGAAAAUUAAACUAUCCUGAAAAAGCCAGCGACUUAAAACAGAAACUCUACACAUCUAUGGAAGAACAUAAACAGUCUUUCUUUGUUAUCCAGCUCUGCGACAGCCCUGGUCGGAACAAAGAGCUUAUUCAGGAUCCAGAUAGUUACAUCAGCUGUGAUUUGAUGGAUGGACGUGAUGCUUUCUUGAAGUUUGCUAAGGGCAAGCACCUUGAAUUUUCUUCCUUAAGACGAGCCAAACACUCCACUAUGGUCAUGCUUGUAGAACUAUACAACCAACACAUUUUAAUCUCUGUGUACCUUGUUACCAAAAAAUUGCACAUGAGCACAGUGGGAAAAUUGGUUUUGAGAUUAAUGUUGACAGUGGAAAGGGAGGUAUGAUGUGGACAGAAGAAAGGGCAGUGAUAUGCAGCCUAGCACAAAGAACCAAUUAGUCCCACUGGUCGAUGUAAUCACAGCCACUUAUGUUGUGCAGCAAAUAGAGAUAAGUCUUCUAGGGGGAAAAUGACACAAACUUGGAGGUCACAUUUCACUCCACAACAGUGCAGCGCAACAACAGCAACAGAAAAUGGAUUGGCAGCCACACAUGGCUAAUUCUUGCAGCAAAUGUGUGUAUGUACUGUAUAAUGCAGCCUACCUUGCAGAGUGGUAUGCUGCGAUGACACAACUUUAUACCACAGUUGUUGCAGCCGAAGAGUCAGCAACAGUGUGAAUGAUACAGAUACUGUACACUUUAUUGUCAUUCAGGUUGUGAUUGUGGUGCAAUUUCUAUGACAGCUACAGUUCAGUGAUAAAGAUUAUAGAAACCAAAAAUAUUAAAAAAAUAGCUAUUCAUUAUAUUUCCACAUUGUAUGUGCAAUCAUGUUUUCAAAUGUUUAAUUAUUAUAAAAAUUUUCCAAUUUUUAUAUGGCAAAUAACCUAUACUAUAAAUAUUUAAUAGGUUAUCAAUUAUCUUUUUGUAUUUUCAAAAUUUUAUAAAAAUAUACUGUAUCAUGCAAUUGAACAACUUUAAUUAGGUUGUUACCUAAUUAAAAAUGUGGACACAUGACUGAUGUGAUUGUUCAGGUCAAAUAAUAAUAUCACUAAGCCAUUUUGUUUCAUUUUCUGUAUAAAAUUAUUUAAAAUGUUAUUGAAUUGUUAGAUUUUUUGAUCAGGGUGUUACGUGUGGGUUUGGGGGAAGUUUGAAGAGGGUGGUCGGGGCAAAAUAUUUUUGCCAUUUGUCUUUCAUUCCAUUUCAAAAUAUAAUUGAUAAAAAUGAAGUGUAAAUUUAGGGACAUUUACCAGGUUCUGCAAUAAGUCAAUUUACUUUGUAUUCCUAUCUGAGUAAUCAUCAAAAAUUACAAAAAAAGAGAAUGUAAGUUUCUGAUAUAUGCUUAGUAUGGACGACAUUAAACUGCUCACGUCAGAAAACAUUGGCUGCACACAUCGAAAAAGGUUCGGCUGAAAAUAGGCUCAAGAGAUAUCUCAAAAAAUGAAAAAAGGGCUUCCUAAACUUUUGUAACAAACCAGUUCACAACAAAACAUUUAGCAGUAAUCUUUGAAGAUUAUCAACCAUAUCAUUUUUCACCAUAUUGUUGGGAUUCAAUAUUUCGACAUUAAUUAUGUCAUCAUCAGGAAUGAUCAUUCCUGAUGAUUUUCACCAUAUACCACUCAAAAUCAUAACCACCAUGGGUGAAUCUUCCCCUCUUUAAGCUAAUUUUAAAAUUUUAUUUGCAGAUCUGUAUGAAAAAUGUAAAAUUGUCCAACUUAGCAUCGGAUUAAAUUUUUAAAGAUACUCUUUUGUGGUAGAAUAACAUUUUAUCAGAUGCAUAAUACCAUUGAGGUGCAAUACAAUAUAAACUUUAUAAUAAUUAGGAUGUAAUAAAUUUAUAUCGUUAGGUGAAUAAAAUUUGCGCAAUUUUGUAUCUGAGUUCUAUAUUUUUAUACAUAUUUUGAUAACAAAACAAUUACAGUACUUUUAUUAGAUAAUUUAUAUUGUUAUUUGUAAAUAUUGAAUUAGAUUUCUCUUGCCUUUAUUUUGGUAUACAAGAGGUACACACAUGUAUUGUUUCCUACUUAUUAUUAUAUAUGAUAUCAAUAAAACUAUCGUAAUAGA
Messenger RNA from Anneissia japonica, 5698 nucleotides. RefSeq names its product histone acetyltransferase p300-like. Gene Ontology annotation, molecular function: protein binding; histone acetyltransferase activity; transcription coactivator activity. Lineage: Eukaryota; Metazoa; Echinodermata; Crinoidea; Comatulida; Comatulidae. The record is from RefSeq and is a predicted model, not a curated record. Gene Ontology annotation, biological process: positive regulation of transcription by RNA polymerase II. Gene Ontology annotation, cellular component: transcription regulator complex; histone acetyltransferase complex.